GCCAGCAGUAAAGACGCACCGCUGGUGAGACUCUGGAGCUGAACUGCACUCAGAAGCACAAUGAGAAGUCGCAGUAAUUCUGGAGUCAAACUCGACAACUAUGCCAGAACUUUACAACAGACGAUCCUCUGUCAGCAGGAUCCGGUGACAGGUUUACUCCCGGGAGAUGAGAAGUUACCUCACGCCUGGGUUCGAGACAAUGUGUACUGCAUCUUGUCAGUCUGGGCUCUGAGUUUGGCCUACAGGAAGAAUGCAGACAGAGAUGAAGACAAAGCCAAAGCCUAUGAACUGGAGCAGAGUGUGGUCAAGCUCAUGCGAGGAUUACUGCAGUGCAUGAUCAGACAGCUUGAUAAGGUGGAAAAGUUCAAGUACAGCAAAAGCACCAAAGACUGCCUUCAUGCCAAGUACCAUACAGGAACGUGUGCCACUGUAGUCGGUGAUCAGGAAUGGGGUCAUCUACAGGUGGACGCUACCUCCAUCUUUCUGCUCUUCCUGGGCCAAAUGACAGCUUCAGGGCUGAAUAUCGUCUAUACUCGUGAUGAAGUCGAUGUUGUCCAGAAUCUGAUCUUUUACAUCGAAUCUGCAUACAAAGUAGCGGAUUUUGGAAUGUGGGAACGAGGGGACAAGACCAACAAAGGGAUCCCUGAGAUAAAUGCCAGCUCUAUCGGUAUGGCAAAGGCAGCAUUGGAGGCCUUGGACGGACUGAACUUGUUUGGUGCCAAAGGCGGCCCAGAGUCUGUCGUUCACGCUUUAGCUGAUGACAUUCAACACUGCAAUUCUAUUCUCAACUCCAUGCUGCCGAGGGCAUCAACAUCUAAAGAGGUGGACGCUGGAGUUCUCUCUAUCAUCUCUUAUCCAGCGUUCGCAGUUGAAGACAUUGAGGUUGUUAAUAUCACCAAAGAAGAAAUCAUUUCAAAGCUUCAGGGCCGAUAUGGAUGCUGUCGCUUUCUUCGAGAUGGACACAAAACUCCCAGAGAGGACCCGAAUCGACUGCACUACGAGUCAUCAGAGUUGAAGCUCUUUGAGAACAUAGAGUGCGAAUGGCCACUGUUCUGGACAUACCUCAUCCUGGAUGGCAUUUUUAUCAAGAGUCCAGAACAGGUCCAGGAGUACAGGGAGGCUUUAGACGGCAUUCUCAUCAGAGGAAAGAAUGGAUUACGACUGGUCCCUGAACUAUAUAGUGUUCCUCCGGAUAAGGUUGAUGAGGAGUAUGUAAAUCCUCACACCGUGGAGAGAGUGCCAGUGGGCAAGUGUCCACUGAAAUGGGGCCAGUCUCUGUACAUAUUGGGUAACCUGCUGGCAGAGGGUUUGUUAGCACCUGGAGAAAUCGAUCCCCUCAACAGACGCCUCUCCACUAUCCCCAAACCUGAUGUGGUGGUUCAAGUGUCGAUCCUGGCAGAAAAUGAUGAGAUUAAACAUCUCCUACAGAGCCAUGGCAUUGACUCUGAAACCCUGGAGGACAUUCACCCCAUCCGAGUUCAGCCCUCUAGAGUUCUCAGCCACAUCUAUGCCAGACUAGGGCGAAACCAAAGGCUGGGACUCACUGGACGACCGUACCGGCGAAUUGGUGUGUUGGGAACAUCUAAAUUCUACAUUAUUCGUGACACCAUCUUUACCUUCACACCUCAAUUUGUCGACCAUCAUGAGUUCUACCUGGCCCUGGACAAUCACAUGAUCGUGGAGAUGCUGCGUGUCGACCUCUUCUACCUGUGCUCUCACUGGAGGAUGACAGGACGACCCACCGUCACCUUCCCCAUUUCACACGGCAUGCUCAGCGAUGAUUACAAACACAUUAAUCCUACGGUUUUGGCAACCCUGAAAAAAUUACAAGACGGUUAUUUUGGAGGAGCAAGGGUUACGACUGGAAAACUGUCUGAUUUUCUUGACACCUCCUGUUGUGCUCAUCUUACUUUUAUGGACUGUGAGGUAGAUGACCUGGCUGUGUAUCUGGACCAGCUGCUGGCAGUUCCUCAACAGCAUCCCAUUGGUGCCACUAAAGGAGGCCUGAGUCGCUUUAGGGCAGCAGCCAGAAAGGCUCGAGAGAUGGUGUCUCUGGUGCACAAAGCCAGAGAGCUCAAUAUACACAAUGUGCACAUGUACCUUCCAACCAAACUUUUCCAUUCUCCGACACCAAACCUUAAUCUGCUGGAUAACAAAGAGAAGGUGUCUGAGACGCAGACUCCUCAACCUCUGAAUCUGCCCAGAGAUGUCAACGGCGGGAUUGACCACCCAGCUCUGGUGCAGAUGCUGAAGCAGAAUCUGAACCUGCAGGACCAGGCCGAUAUCCUCUACAUCCUCUUCAAAGACAAGGGAAUAGACUGGGACACCAAGCUACACGGGAAAGGUUGGCCUGUAAGACGACUGCUGAGUGAUUUGUAUGAAAAAGCAGGAAGCCUGAAGCACUGGGGCCUCAUCCGGAUGAUCUGCGGGAUGCUACGCAAGAAAGUGGAAGAGCUGGAUGCUGCUUGCUCAUACUUAUUGAUCCAUCAGAAACAUCUAACAGUCGGCCUUCCUCCUGAGCCAAGAGAGAAAACUAUUUCAGCCCCGAUGCCUCCAGAUAAGCUGGCGAGGCUGAUCGAUGAUGCCAGCGAGAACAACCUCACCAUUGCCGUCCUCACUCAGGAGAUCAUGGUGUUUCUGGGUAUGAUCAUUCGCACCCAGCCUAAGAUCUUCAGUGAAAUGUUUCGUCUGCGCAUUGGUCUGAUUCUUCAGGUCAUGGUGACUGAACUGGCCCAGUCUCUCCAAUGUUCAGGUGAGGAGGCUACAGAGAAUUUGAUGAACAUGAGCCCAUUUGAGAUGAAAAACCUGCUGCUUAAUAUUCUCAGUGGCAAAGAAUUUGGAGUUCAAAAAAGUGUUCGUUCAGUGGGAAAUGCGACCAUCUCUGAGGUCAAUAUCCAAGACAAGAGCAAGCCCAGCUCCACCAAAACCGAAGUGAAAGUUGCAAGUAAACAGGCUGAUGAUAUCAAACUGGCUGUGUCAGUCCACUCGCUGGAUAUUGGAAAGAUUGAAUCAGGGAGAUACAGACUUCCAUCUAUCGAGUCAUUUCAGGGCUCAUUAGGAGCCACACUGGUGGGUGACAGCAGACACGGCCAGUGGCUUCGGCGCAGACGUCUGGAUGGAGCGCUAAACAGAGUCCCGGUCGGAUUCUAUCAGAACGUCUGGAAGAUUCUGCAGAAGUGCCAUGGUCUGUCGAUUGAGGGCUUUGUGCUUCCAUCUUCAACCACAAGAGAGAUGACUCCUGGAGAAAUAAAGUUUGCUGUGCAUGUGGAGACAGUGCUGAACCGUGUUGCUCAACCCGAGUACCGUCAGCUGCUGGUGGAGGCCAUCUUGGUGCUAACCAUGUUGGCGGAGGUGGACAUCCAGAGUGUGGGUGGUGUCAUUCAGGUGGAGAGGAUCGUUCAGAUGGCCAGUGACCUGUUUUACAAUGAUCAGAAAGAACUAGGAGCUGAAGAAAGUCUCCUUGAGAAGGAUCACAUGACUGGCAUCUGCAGGCUGAUCUACGACAGCGCCCCCAGCGGCCGCUUCGGAAGCAUGACGUACCUCUCCAAAGCAGUGGCCAGCUAUGUUGAAGACUUUCUUCCCAGUGGAGCCUGUGCCCUUCAGUGAGGCUCCAAACUCAAAUAUAAACGUGUCUGUAGAUAUUUGUGUUAGAAAAUAUUAGUGGAAGUGCCUUUUUUCCCCUAAGAAAUUGGAAAUAAGGUAAAAAGUGUGGUUUUGCUUUGCUAUCUUUGCCAAUACAAAACGUGAUGAAGUCCUGCUACAAAUGCAUAGCAUUGGAUGAUAAGUUGCACCAAGAUUUUGGCUAAU
This is a messenger RNA of Danio aesculapii, 3807 nucleotides long. It is a transcript of the gene phka1b, whose product is annotated as phosphorylase kinase, alpha 1b (muscle). Gene Ontology annotation, molecular function: calmodulin binding. Bases 61 to 3606 code for a protein of 1181 amino acids. The record is from RefSeq and is a predicted model, not a curated record. Gene Ontology annotation, cellular component: phosphorylase kinase complex. The transcript is spliced from 32 exons. NCBI's taxonomy places the organism in Eukaryota, Metazoa, Chordata, Actinopteri, Cypriniformes, Danionidae. Gene Ontology annotation, biological process: glycogen metabolic process.